GCCGCCGCCCCGCGCCCGCCCGCCGCCGCCGCCGCCGCGCUCGGAAAUGCCCCUGCAGCAGGCAAAGCGAAGGCUGGAGCUAGGAGAAAGUGGUCACCAGUAUCUUGCUGAAGGAUUAAAAACUCCAAAGGGGAAAGGAAGAGCUGCGACAAGAAGUCCAGAUAGUCCAAAAACUCCAAAAUCUCCUUCAGAAAAGACUCGGUAUGAUACAUCACUUGGCCUUCUUACAAAGAAGUUCAUUCAAUUGCUGAGCCAAUCUCCUGAUGGUGUCUUAGACUUGAACAGAGCGGCAGAGGUUCUCAAGGUGCAAAAAAGGAGGAUUUAUGAUAUCACCAAUGUACUGGAAGGCAUCCAUCUCAUUAAGAAAAAAUCCAAAAACAACAUUCAGUGGAUGGGCUGCAGUCUGUCAGAGGAUGGUGGCAUGCUGGCGCAGCGUCAAGGCCUCACAAAGGAGGUGACAGAAUUGACUCAGGAAGAGAAGAAACUGGAUGAGCUAAUCCAAAGCUGCACCCUCGACCUCAAGUUGCUAACAGAGGACUCAGAGAAUCAGAGAUUAGCUUAUGUGACAUAUCAAGACAUUCGAAAAAUUAGUGGCCUUAAAGACCAAACUGUUAUAGUUGUGAAAGCUCCUCCAGAAACAAGACUUGAAGUGCCUGACCCAGUGGAGAGUGCAUUGAUACAUUUAUCUAGUACUCAAGGACCUAUUGAAGUUUAUCUAUGCCCAGAGGAAAAUGAUGCCCUCAGUCCAAUGAAAACCUAUAGUCAGGACCACAAUGGAAAUAUUUCCAAGACUAUUUCCAAAGAAGUGGCUUCCAGUAACUCAGGACAAGGUGACUGCUCAGUGAAUAUGGCUACACUCUCUCCAUUGGCUUCUCCAGCCAACCUUCUCCAGCAGACUGAGGACCAAAUUCCCUCAAAUUUUGAAGGACCAUUUGUGAAUUUACUGCCUCCUCUGCUUCAGGAAGAUUAUUUGCUGAGCCUCGGGGAUGAAGAAGGCAUCAGUGAUCUCUUUGAUGCUUAUGAUUUAGAGAAGCUUCCUUCAUUGGUAGAUGAGUUUAUAUACAGCUGAUUCUCUUAAAUGAUGUCCAUAUUUAUCAUGUUUUUAUUAGAAAUGGAACACCUGCUGUCAUUCAGUAGUCCCCUACUUACCAUAAAAUAGCAUUAUUAAAUGAUUCAGGCUCCUGAACAGUGAUGAUAUUUUAAUUAAAUACUCCCUAAAAUACCAUAAUAAAAUAACUGAAGGCUUUUGCAACAAAGCCUUCUCUUUGACCCCAAGCUCCAGCACCUUGUGAGUCAGCAAGUGCAAGCAGGUGACCAUUGAUGUUUAGUUUUCACACUCCCCCAGUCUCUGCUUACCCUGACAAGUGGGCUUAAGAAGGGCUCAAUGAACUGGUUUAGUCAUAAAUAACAAUUUUAUAAUAGUAGUUCAGGUCGUGCCUUCUGCAGAGAAUGCAUGUCUUUUGAGUCUCAUAACAUGGAUUGUACCUGCAGUAAACAUAAAUAUGAAGAAAAGUGGAAGUGUGAAAUGGGAUUCUUCAGCUGUUUGUGGGAAUGUUUAAAUUGCUGUCAUAAUGCUCAUUUUGAGCUGUGUAUAUGUCUCACUAUGAGGUCAAAUACUUAUGUCCUUAAAAGCUUUUAAUAAAAAUACAUUGUAAAUGUAGUGUAUAUUGCAAAUAUUGAAAAGUAUAAAGUUCUGCCACUUCUCGUAGUAAUCACAGAUUUUUAAAAAUGCUUGUGUGUGUGUGAAAGUAGUUUUUUGUUUGUUUUUUUAAACUAGGACGAAGAUGCACAGUUCAAUUUUACUGCCCCCAGCGUGCAUUAGAACUGGUACAUAAAUUUUUGUGGUACUAAGUGGGGCUUUGUGUUAAGUGCCUACUAGAGAUGCACUGUGGGUUUUUCCCUCUAUGGAAAACACUUACGCCAAGCUUUGUUUGUUCAGUAUAUCAUAUUUAUCUCAGUGGGUUAGCUUCCUCUGCUUACAGCUUUUUAUAAUUCUCCUUGCCAGUGAAAUAGAACUAAUUUUUUCCAAAGUACAUAACUGUAAGUACCACAUCAAUUGAAUUGCAUUUAUUUUUUGAAAAUCUUUGGUAGUAUAGUAUAGUACCAAUAUUUAUUUUUUUGAAAG
Molecule: messenger RNA, 2125 nt
Organism: Rhea pennata
Lineage: Eukaryota; Metazoa; Chordata; Aves; Rheiformes; Rheidae
Gene: E2F3
Product: E2F transcription factor 3
Exons: 7
Coding region: 47-1069 (340 amino acids)
Biological process (GO): regulation of transcription by RNA polymerase II
Cellular component (GO): RNA polymerase II transcription regulator complex
Molecular function (GO): DNA-binding transcription factor activity, RNA polymerase II-specific; protein dimerization activity; RNA polymerase II cis-regulatory region sequence-specific DNA binding
Source: RefSeq, a predicted model, not a curated record